Molecule: messenger RNA, 2488 nt
Organism: Tachyglossus aculeatus (Australian echidna)
Lineage: Eukaryota; Metazoa; Chordata; Mammalia; Monotremata; Tachyglossidae
Gene: P2RX4
Product: purinergic receptor P2X 4
Exons: 12
Coding region: 1-1173 (390 amino acids)
Biological process (GO): response to ATP; monoatomic cation transmembrane transport
Cellular component (GO): nuclear inner membrane; plasma membrane
Molecular function (GO): ATP binding; extracellularly ATP-gated monoatomic cation channel activity; purinergic nucleotide receptor activity
Source: RefSeq, a predicted model, not a curated record
AUGGCGGGCUGCGGGCAGGCCCUGUCCGCCUGCCUCUUCGAGUACGACACCCCCCGCAUCGUGCUCAUCCGGAGCCGCAAAGUGGGGCUCAUGAACCGCGCCGUGCAGCUGCUCAUCCUCGCCUAUGUCAUCGGAUGGGUGUUCCUGUGGGAAAAAGGCUACCAGGAAACCGAUUCAGUGGUCAGUUCUGUAACUACGAAGGUGAAAGGUGUAACCAAGACGAACACUUCCAAUUUGGGGGUCAGGAUUUGGGAUGUGGCAGACUACGUGGUGCCAGCUCAGCAAGACAAUGCACCGUUCAUCAUGACCAACAUGAUCAUUACCUUGAAUCAAAAGCAGGGAAACUGUCCUGAGCUUCCGGAUACGAACACUGUGUGUGAGUCCUCUGCAGACUGUGUUGCUGACUCUGUGAGCACUCACAGCAAUGGAAUCGCAACUGGGAACUGUGUCCCAUACAAUGAUACUGUGAAAACCUGUGAAGUAACUGCUUGGUGUCCAGUGGAGAAUGAUACUCAUGCACCCUCACCUGCCUUUCUAAAGGCCUCUGAGAACUUCACCCUUUUGGUAAAGAACAACAUCUGGUAUCCCAAAUUUAACUUCACCAGGAGGAAUAUCCUUCCCAUUGUCAACAGCAGCUACCUCAAGUCAUGCAUCUAUAACAGUGAAACUGAUCCCUUCUGCCCCAUUUUCCGCCUUGGCUCAAUAGUUAAAAGUGCAGGACAUAGUUUCCAGGAGAUGGCGGUGGAAGGUGGCAUCAUGGGCAUCCAGAUAAACUGGAACUGCAAUUUGGACCGCUCUGCCUCCCACUGCGUGCCCAAGUACUCCUUCCGCCGCCUCGACACUCGGGACUCAGACCACAACGUCUCUCCUGGCUACAACUUCAGGUUUGCCAAAUACUACAAGGACAAGAAUGACACGGACAUGCGGACGCUCAUCAAAGCCUUUGGCAUCCGCUUUGACAUCAUUGUGUUUGGAAAGGCCGGAAAAUUUGACAUCAUCCCCACCAUGAUCAACAUUGGCUCUGGCUUGGCCCUGUUCGGUGUGGCUACAGUCCUAUGUGACGUCAUUGUCCUGUACUGCAUGAAGAAGAAAUUCUACUACCGAGAGAAAAAAUACAAAUACGUGGAGGACUAUGAACUGGGACCCAAUGACACAUAUGGAACUGAGCAAUGAAGCCAGCCCCCUGCUCCUGGAGCCCCCCGACCCCAUCACUCCAAGCACAGCGUGUCUGCUCUAGAUCAGAUGAGGAAGAAGUAGCUGGGCCCUACUGGAGCAGAUGAAGUGGCCGCUCCAAAGAGGACAGAAGCCGGGCACUACAUACUUCAGAGCCUUUACGGUGGCACCUUCCAUCCUCUGAGACCCUUUAGCCCUGCAGGCUGGGCCUACUUUGUUUACCAGAAAGUAAGGUGAAGGGUUAAGGCUUAUUUAAUGAUCACACAAUUUGAGUUCUAGCAUUACUACACUCUUGAAAGGGGCGGGGUGGGGUCAGCAGGCUGGCCUAGGUUCCACCCCUGGUCCAGAAAGUUCAGUCUGGGCAUUGGACUGCUUUCCUCCCCAGAUAGGCUGUGGGUUCUACUAAUCCGGGCUAAGAGAUACCAGGUCCUUGCCUUAGUCUGCCCAUACAAAUAUUUUAAAGCACUUUAGGAAAAAGGGGAGGGAGGGCUUGGGUAGAAUCCCUGCCAGCAGCAGACUGGAAAACUGAAUUACUCCCCUUCUCUCCCAGACCUGACAGCUCUGUCCAAUCUUGCACUUCUAAUUUUCCUUUUAAGAUCUUGAUAAAGUUGGGAACCAUAAAUUAAAGCAAGUAUGAUUUCACCAUGUCCUGUGCUAGGCAAUUUUCAGCAACGACCUCUAUGCUUCACACUAAAGGUGUGAAGCAGCUGUUGUAUCCGUACCCUGGAAAGAUUGGUUUAAGUGAUUUAGAAAGGUAGCUGCAUUUAUAGCACACCCUUAGGAAGUACAGAAUAAUGAAGUGACACCAUUGCCCUUCUGCCAGGAGUGUACAUUCGGGGACGGAGGAAAAUGAGAUUCUUACCGUAUUUCACCCCCACAAGGAUUGAGGCAUCACCAAAGAAAUUUUCACGGCCUACAUGCUAGACAUAAUAUGCUCUACCAGGAAGCUUAUGCAGCUUCAUGAUGGCAAAAAAUUCAAGAAGGUGUGGAUAAAAGGAUUUUCAUGACAGUAGAGGGUAAUGAUAGGGAUGUUAUACAAAGGAUUGUGCUUUAAUCAUAGAGACACAGAGUUGGGACAGCUCGUACCUUCAAAGCCUGAAGCCAAUUGUCUCCUUGUUCCUCCUAAUACCCUUUGUUGUCACUGAGAGAGAUGUGGGUGGACUGAUGCACAGCUUUGCUAGAAUGUUAUGGAAUGUAUGUUUGACAAUGUGAGCGUGUUUGGAAGCAGCAUUAUGUAGGGACCAAACCAAGAGUUGGCUGUGGACAGGGGCUAUACUACAAUAAGAGACUCUUAUAAACGAAACAACAACUCUGG